Miniopterus natalensis is the source of this 1612-nucleotide messenger RNA. RefSeq names its product NSF attachment protein alpha (gene NAPA). NCBI's taxonomy places the organism in Eukaryota, Metazoa, Chordata, Mammalia, Chiroptera, Miniopteridae. Gene Ontology annotation, cellular component: vacuolar membrane; synaptobrevin 2-SNAP-25-syntaxin-1a complex; terminal bouton. Gene Ontology annotation, molecular function: soluble NSF attachment protein activity; syntaxin binding. The record is from RefSeq and is a predicted model, not a curated record. Gene Ontology annotation, biological process: regulation of synaptic vesicle priming; synaptic transmission, glutamatergic; intracellular protein transport.
GCUGGCGGCGCGAGGGUGCGACGUCAACGCAGCCUGCUAAGCUCCUCUGACCUGUGCACCGCGGCCCGGCCCUGGCUGAGUCUUCCGAGGGGUCCGGGUCGGGCGGUUUGCCAGUACCUCUGCUGCCGCUAUGGACAACUCCGGGAAGGAAGCGGAGGCAAUGGCGCUGCUGGCCGAGGCCGACCGCAAAGUGAAGAACUCGCAGUCCUUCUUCUCGGGCCUCUUUGGAGGCUCAUCCAAAACAGAGGAAGCCUGUGAAAUCUACGCCAGAGCAGCAAACAUGUUCAAAAUGGCCAAAAACUGGAGUGCUGCCGGAAACGCUUUCUGCCAGGCAGCCCAGCUGCAUCUGCAGCUCCAGAACAAGCAUGACGCAGCCACCUGCUUUGUGGACGCCGGCAACGCAUUCAAGAAAGCUGACCCCCAAGAGGCCAUUAACUGUUUGAUGAGAGCAAUUGAGAUCUACACAGACAUGGGCCGAUUCACGAUCGCAGCCAAGCACCACAUCUCCAUCGCUGAGAUCUAUGAGACAGAGCUGGUGGACAUCGAGAAAUCCAUCGCCCACUACGAGCAGUCUGCGGACUACUACAAGAGCGAGGAGUCCAACAGCUCAGCCAACAAGUGUCUGCUGAAGGUGGCUGGUUAUGCUGCGCAGCUGGAACAAUAUCAGAAAGCCAUUGAUAUCUACGAACAGGUGGGGACCAAUGCCAUGGACAGCCCCCUCCUCAAGUAUAGCGCCAAGGACUACUUCUUCAAGGCAGCCCUCUGCCACUUCUGUAUUGACAUGCUCAAUGCCAAGCUUGCUGUCCAGAAGUACGAGGAGCUAUUCCCCGCUUUCUCCGACUCCCGGGAGUGCAAGCUGAUGAAAAAAUUGCUAGAAGCCCAUGAGGAGCAGAACGUGGACAGCUACACUGAGGCGGUGAAGGAGUAUGACUCCAUCUCCCGGCUGGACCAGUGGCUGACCACCAUGCUGCUGCGUGUCAAGAAGACCAUCCAGGGCGAGGAGGAGGACCUGCGCUAAGCCCACUCCCCGGCGCCUGUCUUCCUGCCCCUCUGCUCUCCCCAGCAGCCCCUCCAUACACAGCGCGAGCCCAGAAAGAGUUGGCCCAAGACCUCGGCUGGGACCUUCCCUCCCUUCCCCUCAGGAGUCUUGCAGGCCACAGUGCAGGCUUUGCACUGUCUCGGCCCCAGAGCCCUGGUCUGCUGGCUAGACAGUAACCCUCUGUUCUUGCUGCACCCCUCCCCCCGCCCAUUUAUUUAAGCCACAAAGGUACCCUUUUCCACCCCAAAACAGAGUCUGUGACAUAGACCUAUUUGCUGUGGGUGCUGUCAGGGAUGGGGUCAGCAUCUAGCCCCCAUCUCCCAACUGGCUGGGGCUGGGGUGUGAGGUUGGUUUCUGUCUCCCCACUUCUGUCCCCCAGCCAAGCGCUGAGCACAUGUAGCUGCUGAGAUUUGCUCUUGCAGCUGGGGGUGGGCUCCUUUCCCCCAGUGCCGGGAGCCUCAGGGGGUCAUCCUGCACCCGCCCCACAUCUGCUCCUGCCAUAGUGCUUUGAGGUUUUGUGGGUCGGAAGCUGCCACUGGCCCCAAAAAGAAAAUAAAAAACAACACUUUUGCA